AUGUCAGUAGUGGGAUUUGACUUGGGCUUUCAGAGCUGCUAUGUAGCUGUAGCCCGAGCUGGAGGAAUCGAGACAGUCGCCAACGAAUACAGCGACAGAUGCACGCCGUCAUUUAUAUCUUUUGGUCCGAGAAAUCGAUUAAUUGGAGCGGCAGCAAAGAGCCAGGUGGUGACCAACUGUAAGAACACAGUGCAAGGCUUCAAGCGCUUCCAUGGCAGAGCGUUCUCAGACCCAAUUGUUCAGGCAGCCAAGUCAAACCUGGUGUAUGACCUGGCCCAGAUGCCCUCAGGAGCCACCGGUAUAAAGGUGAUGUACAUGGAGGAAGAGCGAGUAUUCAGCGUGGAGCAGAUAACCGGCAUGCUACUGACCAAACUGAAGGAGACCGCGGAAAGCGCCCUGAAGAAGCCGGUUGUUGACUGCGUCAUCUCUGUACCGAGCUACUUCACCGAUCCAGAGAGGAGGUCUGUCAUGGAUGCAGCUCAGAUCGCCGGCCUUAACUGUCUGCGGCUGAUGAACGAGACCACUGCAGUGUCUCUGGCAUAUGGAAUCUAUAAGCAGGAUCUUCCAGCUGCAGAGGAGAAGCCCAGGAUAGUGGUGUUUGUGGACCUGGGCCACUCUGGCUACCAGGUGUCCGUUUGUGCCUUUAACAAAGGAAAGCUCAAGAUUCUGGCUACAGCGUUUGAUUCAGACCUCGGUGGGAAGGACUUCGACGACAUCCUGGUGAACCACUUCUGUGAGGAGUUCGCAAAGAAGUACAAGCUGGACGUCCGGUCCAAGCCUCGAGCUUUGGUGCGCCUCUACCAGGAGUGUGAGAAGCUGAAGAAGCUGAUGAGUGCCAACUCCUCCGACCUGCCCCUCAACAUCGAAUGCUUAAUGAACGACGUUGACGUUGCCAGUAAACUGAACAGAGGUCAGUUUGAAGAGAUGUGUGCUGGGCUGCUGGCCAAAGUGGAGGGUCCCCUGCGCAGCGUCAUGGAACAGACCAAGUUGAAAAAGGAAGAAAUCUAUGCAGUGGAGAUUGUGGGCGGCGCCACCAGGAUACCGUCCAUCAAAGAGCGGAUCAGCAAAUUCUUCGGCAAAGAGCUGAGCACCACGCUAAACGCAGACGAGGCGGUGGCCAGGGGCUGCGCUCUGCAGUGUGCCAUUUUGUCGCCUGCUUUCAAAGUGAGGGAGUUCUCCAUCACGGAUGUCGUCCCGUACUCCAUCUCCCUAAAGUGGAAUUCAGCUGUGGAGGAGGGACUGAGCGACUGUGAGGUUUUCCCAAAGAACCAUGCAGCUCCCUUCUCCAAAGUCCUGACCUUCUACCGGAAAGAGCCCUUCACGUUGGAAGCCUAUUACAAUAAUCCCAAGGAGCUAAAAUACCCUAAAGCCACUAUAGGUCAGUUUCUGAUCCAGAACGUGGUUCCUCAGGCUUCAGGCGAGAGCGCCAAGAUCAAAGUGAAGGUGCGCGUCAACGUUCACGGUGUGUUCAGCGUCUCCAGCGCGUCUCUGGUGGAGCUCAUAAAAGAGACAGACGGAGAGGAACCGAUGGAGACGGACCAAACGGCGAAGGACGACGAGACCAAAAUGCAACUGGACCAGGAAGAGCAGAAACCCCAUGCUGGAGACAACGAUGACAAGAAAACGGAGGCGGAGGAGAUGGAGACAUCGCCGGAGGAGGUGAAGGAGGAGAAGAAGAACGAUCUGCCUCCUCAGGCCAAGAAGGCCAAAGUCAAAACGAAGACUGUGGAUCUGCCCAUAGAGGGCAAACUGCAGUGGCAGCUGCCCGCUGAAGAACUCAAUACGUUCGUGGAGAAUGAGGGGAAGAUGAUCAUGCAGGACAAGCUGGAGAAGGAAAGAAACGACGCGAAAAACAACGUGGAAGAAUACGUGUACGAAAUGAGGGACAAACUGCACGGAGCACUGGAGAAGUUUGUGAACGAAGCUGAUCGUGACGCGUUCUCAUUAAAACUGGAGGACACAGAAACCUGGUUGUAUGAAGACGGAGAGGACCAGCAGAAGCAAGUUUACAUCGACAAACUUGCUGAGCUGAAGAAAUUUGGUCAGCCCAUUCAAAAUAGAUACCUGGAAGCCGAGGAGAGACCAAAAGCCUUUGAGGAGCUGGGCAGACAGAUACAGAUGUACAUGAAGAUCAUUGAAGCCUACAAGGCAAAGGACGAGCAGUAUGACCACCUCGAUGAGCUGGAGGUGACUCGGGUGGACAAGCAGGUCAACGAGGCCAUGGCUUGGAUGAAUACCAAGAUGAACCAGCAGAACAGUCAGGACCUCACUGUGGACCCUGUGGUCAAAGUUGGAGAAAUUAAGUCCAAAACAAAGGAGCUUUAUGCAUCCUGCAAUCAAGCGAUAACUAAAGCCAAGCCCAAGGUGGAGCCUCCUAAGGAGGAGAAGACGACGGAGAACGGGCCAGUCAAUGGACAGGCUGACCCAGAAAUCCAGCCUGGCAACCCAAAUAAAACAAAACCCACAGGCACGCAACAGGAAACGGCAGAAAACAAGCUUCCUGAAAUGGACAUUGACUAAAUCCCCCCCUCCAACGUCAGAUUUCCCUCUUCCAUUUGUACCGCUUCUUGUCCCGGUUCAGCCCUUUCUUCUGAGAUUAUUCCUGACGACACAGUAGCCCCCUUUUGGAAAAACAGACAGCAGCAUCCGUUAUCAACGCUAUUCAUCGGACCCGCCUUCACGGCAUGUUUUCUUAUAUUCUUUGAAUACAAAAAUAUUGCAUAAUAAUAUUGAACAGACUGCCUGAUGGCGUGAGAGUUGCAAGUGUGGAUUGCAAGCUGCUUAGUCUGUGCUGCGUUCAUGGCUGUUAUUGUUUAGCUUCUCUUGAACGCCUUUAAGCUAAGAAUGUCAGAUGUGGAGAGUCUGUCAGCAAAGCUGCUGUUGGCUGAAGGUAACUAAUAGUGCUCACAGAAACUGUAAAAUAUUGUUUAAAUAUAGGUUUCAAUGGAAUGGUGAAGGGACAUCAGUAGCUUAAGUUGUAAAUCUUGUGUUUAUUUUGUUUUUGGAUGAUUUUUUUUUUUUUUUUUUUCGCCACAAACACAACUCCUGGGUUAUGAUGUUCAGUUUCACUGUAUGUUCGAUUUAGAUACUAAGAGUUACUGUCAUGCAGUAUUUCAAUGUUCUGCUUUUCUCAUUCAAAAGCAAAUUAUCCGUUUGUUCUUUGGUAGCCUUGUUAUUUUAUUUUAUUUUUUUUUCUACUCAACAGGGUGGUUGCUGGUCCAACAAAAUCACCUUUUUAGGUGCUGCUGUUGCCACAUCACUGGAAAAAAAAGCAAAAAUAAAUCUUAGAACAAAAACUGG
Molecule: messenger RNA, 3300 nt
Organism: Fundulus heteroclitus (mummichog)
Lineage: Eukaryota; Metazoa; Chordata; Actinopteri; Cyprinodontiformes; Fundulidae
Gene: hspa4a
Product: heat shock protein 4a
Exons: 19
Coding region: 1-2520 (839 amino acids)
Biological process (GO): protein folding
Cellular component (GO): nucleus; cytosol
Molecular function (GO): ATP binding; ATP-dependent protein folding chaperone
Source: RefSeq, a predicted model, not a curated record